Molecule: messenger RNA, 189 nt
Organism: Paraglomus brasilianum
Lineage: Eukaryota; Fungi; Glomeromycota; Glomeromycetes; Paraglomerales; Paraglomeraceae
Source: the annotation of a GenBank genome assembly
GAGUAUCCGUAUGGUAUUCCCGAAGAAAAAGUCGUUUCGUACGGUGAUCGGGAGAGCGUCGAUAAAUUAACCACUUCAAGGUGGGGAGGGGAAAAAAUUCCUGGCAGGUUUAACCUUCACGCCUGUGCAAUUGUUCCAAGCAAAGAUAGCAUGGCCGUUUCGGACGCUUUUGUGACGAUUAUCAACUGA